Messenger RNA from Cyprinus carpio (common carp), 3293 nucleotides. RefSeq names its product oxidative stress-induced growth inhibitor 1-like. The record is from RefSeq and is a predicted model, not a curated record. The coding region runs from base 712 to 2142 and encodes 476 amino acids. Lineage: Eukaryota; Metazoa; Chordata; Actinopteri; Cypriniformes; Cyprinidae. The transcript is spliced from 4 exons.
GUUUCAGGUAAUGGACCAUCAGGGAUUUGUCUCUCUUAUUUGUUGUCGGGAUACACACCUUACUUUUCCCCCGAUGGCUUCCAUCCCAACCCAAUUUUGCAUAACAAGCUGACAGAGAACCCUAAUUUGUCUUUGUUUGACCAGGUAAUGCACAUACAUAAUCCCCCUACACACAUUUACCACACCUAUUUACAUAACAAGUGCUGAUUAAUUGUAUUGUUUCUCACCAAAAGUCUAUAGAUUACUACAGAGAUUAAGGCCCCGAUAUACUUAAACAAAAUCGAAGCACAAACUGAUGUCUCAUCAUUUCAGACAAAAUCAGGCCAAAACAAAGUUAGUUUUGUGUUAGUAUUGGGAGUUUGAAAUGGCUUGUGAUAGCGAACUCUCAGGAAAAGUUUGCUCCGGCUGCAAAACACCUUCGUGCUACCACUGGUCCACGGCGAUUACGUAAUGGGUAGUUCUGCUGCUUUUUUUUUUUUUCAUGUUUGAUACUGUAAAGCUGCUUGCUUUUAAGCAAUAAAGUGCCAUAUAAAUACACAUUUGCAGAUGUCGUACAAACAUACCCGUGUUGCUGUGAUCAGAUGCUUUCUUUAAAAACAUGCUUGCUGUUCUCUCAUUUUUGUUGUUUAUUUUGUUACUGAGAGGAAAGUGAGCAGCACAUAUUUACAUAUUCAUCUAAACGUUGCUCUCUUCAGUCUGGGCGGCAUCAGGAUGUUCUAUAACAGUAUACCGCUGCUCAUGUAUUUCGAAGUUCGUUUUACCCAUAAACGAAGAACGAAAAAGAACUUCGCUGAUCUGGAGUACCUGUGUGAGGGUGUAGAGGGCCGUUCGUCAAACCCUGUGGCUGUGCUCUUCGAUGCCCUCCUUCUUCCAGAUGGAGACUUUGGGGUGGAUUGCGCCUCCCCGCUGAUAUGGAGACAUGAGCCGGAAAGGGCCACACCUCACCUUGUACUGGGAAAGGGACCACCUGGAGGGGCCUGGCAUGCGAUGGAGGGCUCAAUGUUGACACUAAGCUUGGCUAACUGGAUGGAACUUCCUGGUUUGAAGCUGAAGGAUUGGAUGAGAGAUAAACGAAGAAAUUUACGUAAUGACCGGGCCACACCAGCAGAGAUUGCGUCGUACUAUCAGCACUAUGUGUCUAAAAUGGGUCUGGAGAAGAGCUUUGCUUGUGGCACCACCGUGACCUCAGUGUCUCGGGUUUCCCUUGAAUCUGGCCGCUCCGUUUGGAAGAUCCAAGGCCUCCAGAGAAGAGCAAGUAGUGGUGAAGGAAAUGAAGUAAUUGAAGUCCCUUUCUCAGUCUAUGCAGAGAACGUGGUGCUUGCCACAGGAACUCAUGACAUCCCAGCCCGUCUCGGCGUGGAUGGUGAAAACCUUCCCUUCGUUUGCCACAGCUUCUGGGAGCUGGAGGCCGCCAUUUCCUCAGGCCGUUUGGACCGUGCCUCAGAGCCGGUUCUUGUGGUUGGUGCUGGGUUGACGGCGGCAGAUGCCGUUCUCGCAGCUCACCACUUGAACACACCUGUAUAUCACGCCUUUAGGCGACCUGUGAGUGAUCCAGCGCUCAUCUUCAACCAGCUGCCCAAGCUCCUCUACCCUGAGUACCACAAAGUGCACCAAAUGAUGAGCCAACAGCAGCACAAAGUUGGUGAGAAGGUGGUUAAUCUGUCCAACCAGCCUCUUUCUUCACCCGUUGAUGGCACCAGCCCGUAUACCCGUUACCCUGGUUACCUCAGUUUCCCAAAGCACCAUGUAGCUGCCUUCAAACCUGAUGGAAAGUGUGUGCUAGAGGAUGAGAGAGGGCUACAGACAGUGCUGCAAGUCUCAAUGGCGCUCGUUUUGAUUGGUGCCCAUCCCAACCUGUCAUUCCUCCCAGAACAUGGUCGCCCACUAUCGCUGGACUCAAAAGAGCCAAUCAGUUGUCGGCGGAACCCGCUAGAUGUGGAUCCAUACACGUAUGAGUGCGUGAAGGAGCCAGGGAUGUAUGCCAUGGGUCCACUGGUGGGUGAGAACUUUGUGCGGUUCCUGAAAGGCGGAGCUUUGGCCAUAGUGUGUGACAUCGUCCAAAAACAAAGAAAAAAACGUCAAGAGAAAUGCACAACAAGCUCAUUGAAUAUUCAGCUGAGCAACUGCACACUGGAGGCAUGAAAAGACAUUGAUUUUAAAGGGGUGAAAAGAGAUUUUUGAUAUAUAGCUAUUUGGUACUUCCAGUAUCCUUCAGAAAUGCCACAUACAUGGUGGAAAAUGCUCAGUGGUCCUGACACAGAGGAACCAGUUGUUGAACAGUUCCUGACUGUUCCGGCCUCCCACUGCAAGUGCUUACAUGUAGACGUGCAAAUGCACUGACACAGAUCUGUGCUGUUAAUGGCUAACUAACCCGCCUCUAAACAUUCAUCUGGGUUUACAGACACAGGGUGCUUUAACACUUCAGGGAUUUAUUUGUCCAUGGCUGCUCACUCGAAACAUUACUCAUGUUCUCACAGCAAUCAUGUUCUGUUGUGCCAAAAUAUUAACAUUUGUAAUAUCCGUGUUUUCAAAUCUAAAAAUUCCUUCAUGUAAGGAAAACACAAAACUAAUCUUUGCCAAGCAAAUGAUGCUGUUGUAUCAAUGUUUGUCUUAACACUCUUACUGUUGUCUUCAAUGAAUGUAUAAAUCAUAGUGGACCUAAAAAAAAUCAGAAAGAUCAUUGUAGCAUUUCAACUUUUUGUCUUCCGUACAUUGCCUUCCCAAGUAAAGCAUGCAGUUGUAGUGAAUCCAUUGGUUAUACCAGCAAACCAGACUUGAGUGUCUAGAAUUAGGGCUCUUAAAAGUUUAAGACGUCCUUGUUUCAUGCUGCUGUUACUAACCCAAGUCAAACCUCAGAGAGGUCAGGCUGCACUUACAAAACUGACCACAAGAGAGCCUUUGCACACCGUUGAUGGAAGCUAGCAACACUGCAUGAGACCUAAUGAUCCAUCGCGACAUUAUUUGAAUGUAUGAUUAAUCCAACAUAAGCUUAUUUACCAAUGUGUUAACUGUCAUGGGCCAAAUAUAUGGGCUCGAGGACCUUUUGAUGCAAUGAGUAAACUGUACAUUUAUUUAAAAUUUUGUAAAAUUUAAAUGCAAAUCAAAUGCAUAUCUUGUUCCUUUAUGAAAAUGAUUCUAGAUUCAACAUUGUGAUAUGAAACUUUUGUUUUUUUUUAUCUAAAAACUAAUUCUGCUGUAUUGCUUGCAUGUACAUUAUGAUCCCUGGCAGCUCCGAUUAAACAUGUUUGUUUCAAAUAAAUGUUAAAAUAGUUUGUACUUUCUUGAAAGAAAAA